Columba livia (rock pigeon) is the source of this 6708-nucleotide messenger RNA. RefSeq names its product ubiquitin specific peptidase 40 (gene USP40). Gene Ontology annotation, biological process: protein deubiquitination. Gene Ontology annotation, cellular component: nucleus; cytosol. Bases 217 to 4227 code for a protein of 1336 amino acids. The transcript is spliced from 32 exons. Gene Ontology annotation, molecular function: cysteine-type deubiquitinase activity. Lineage: Eukaryota; Metazoa; Chordata; Aves; Columbiformes; Columbidae. The record is from RefSeq and is a predicted model, not a curated record.
CAGCAGCUGUGAGGUGCUGCCAGGCUGGUGCAUGAGCUUCUCCCCUGCCUGUGUAUUUCAGAAGGCUGGGCAGGGCCUGUCUGCUGGUGCCCUGGGAGCUUUGGGUCACGGUGGAGACGUCUUGCUCUCCUCCUCGGCCAGGUCCAACCGCCCAGCAGAAGCUGAUUCUCCUCCAGGCCGCCAGGCUGGCGAAGCAGCGCAGGCCCCGGGGUCUCCAUGGCAACGCCGGGGGGUGUGACGGCAGGAAACUACAGCCCCCAGAAGGCUUUGCGGGGACGCCGCUCCUCGCGGCAGGCAGCGCGGCCGCCGGCGCCGCACUACGACUCCCAGCGGGCCGUGCGCACUCUCCCGCCCGGGAAAAGCCAGUGCUGCACAGUCUUUGGUUUGCGUCGGCACCCGGUUCCUUCCCGCCGCUUGCAGGAGGCUUCCCCCGCUCUGUGGAGCGAGGAGGGACCGCUGUUCUUGGCCGGGGACUGUUUUGCCUUCACAAUGUUUGGGGACUUAUUUGAAGAGGACUUUUCCUUUAUUUCAAACAAUCAUUGUGGAAAAGGGAAGAAAUCAAAGCCCAGAGAUUCCGAGCCUCCAGCUCCCAGGGAUUUCACCAACCUCAGUGGUAUAAAAAACCAGGGUGGGACCUGCUACCUCAAUUCCCUUCUGCAGACUCUGCUUUUCACACCUGAAUUUAGAGAGGCGCUGUUUUCUCUAGGACCUGAAGAACUUGGGACUCUGGAUGACAGCAGUAAACCAGAUGCAAAGGUUCGAUUAAUUCCUUUACAACUUCAACGGUUAUUUGCUCAGCUUCUGCUCUUGGACCAGCAGGCUGCAUCUACAACAGACCUCACAGAGAGCUUCGGGUGGAACAGCCAGGAGGAAAUGAGGCAGCAUGAUGUGCAGGAAUUAAAUCGGAUUCUGUUCAGUGCUUUGGAAACUUCCCUUGUGGGGACUUCGGGUCAUGACCUCAUUAAUCGAUUGUACCAUGGGAUUGUUGUCAACCAGAUUGUUUGUAAAGAGUGCAAGAAUAUCAGUGAAAGACAGGAAGAUUUCUUAGAUCUAACAGUGGCAGUAAAAGGUGUAGCUGGCUUGGAGGAGGCUCUGUGGAACAUGUAUGUAGAAGAAGAGUAUUUUGAAAAUGAAAACUUGUAUCGAUGCGGAACCUGUGAUAAACUUGUUGAAGCUUCAAAGUCUGCUAAACUACGCAAGUUGCCGCCUUUUCUCACCGUUUCUCUCCUGAGAUUUAACUUUGACUUUGAGAAGUGUGAAAGAUAUAAGGAAACGAGCUGCUAUACAUUCCCCAUCCAGAUAAAUCUGAGGCCUUUCUGCGAGCAGACUGAAAUGGAUGAUUCAGAGUACAUGUAUGAGCUCUUCUCUGUUAUUAUACAUAAAGGUGGCUGCUAUGGAGGACACUAUCAUGUUUAUAUCAGAGAUGUGGAUGAAUUAGGAAACUGGCAAUUACAAGAAGAAGAGGGUAGGCUGACUGAAGAUAAAGCUUUAAGAGAUAUUGAAAAUGCCAAAGAAAUGGAAAAUCCAUUGGCAGUCUUAAAAGGGAUUUUAUCAGAGGAAGAAUCAAAACAAAUUCCUGUGGAUCAAUUAGGGCAGAAAUUACUGGAGAAAAAAGGGGUGUCCUGGAAUAAGAAAUAUCGAAAACAAUAUGGAGCAUUACGAAAGUAUUUGCAAAGCCAUCCUCAGAUAUUUCAGUUCAAUCCUGUUGAAAAUAAGGUUGGUCUGAAGGAAAAACACAAGCUCGAGUUUAAGUCAGAUUCUCAAGGACAAGAUCUCCAAAGCCACCCUCAGAAGAAUGACGUCCAGUGGAAUUCAGAAAAAAAACCUACAGGGCCAAGGGCCAGUUCUGCUGGUGGCCAUUGGUUUGAUCUGAAUGAUUCAAAAGUCCAGCCGAUCAAGGAGAAGGAUAUUGAGAAACAAUUUCAGGGUAAAGAGAGUGCCUACAUGCUGUUUUAUCGAAAAUCUCAGUUGAAAAGACCACCUGAAGCACGAGGAAAUCCAAGGUACCAAAUUCCUGAACACCUUCUGAAUGAAAUGAAUGCUGCUAAUACCGAACUGCAAAAAAAGAGAGCGGAAUGUGACUCAGCAAACAACGGCAUUGAUUUACACCUCCAUUUGAGCUCAUGUUAUAAGUUUCAUAAUGGGGCUUUGCAUCCUUCCCUUACUUGGAAAGAGAGUGUUGUGGAUUUGACUAUUGAUAGAAGAAAAACACUGGGAGACCUUCGACAAUCAGUAUUCCAGAUGUUGGAAUCUUGGGAAGGAGACAUGAUUCUCAGUAUUGCCAAGCCUUUACCCGCAGGACUGCAUCUUUACCAGAUGCUUGACGGAGAUGAGCUGACGCUGGACAGCAUUGGGCUGGCUGAUGGAGCAGAUGUCUUUGUGUGGAAUGGGAAAGAGGUUGGUGGUACGAAGGUGAUGACAGGCCCUGAUCAUGAACCCGUGGUCAUAAACGUUCUUCGUUUAGUGGAGUAUAAUGAAGGAGGGAAGGGUCAACAUUUCACAGAAUCACAGCACAUAUUUUCAUGCAGCACAAAACUGGGUGACCUGCGCAGAGCCCUGGCACCCUCAGGAGGGAUCAUGCUAAAGAAUGGCUCAGGACCAGAUAAAGAAGCUAAGAACUGGGAAGUUUUUCUUGAAGAAAAUAUGAAGGAAACAGUCAAAAGUGUUGGUCUGACGGAUGGAUGCUCAGUACUAAUCUUAGACAGCCAUGACCAGAGCUUCGUGAAUGUGUCAAGCGGCAAUUUGACGGCUUUUACAUAUGACAUCAGCUGGCUCCAAGUCAAAAACUUCUGCAGAGAGGAUGACGAAGAGAAGCACGUGAAAAUUACUGCCACUGUUGAAACAGUGAUGUCAGAUAUCAAAAAGAAAGCAAUACGGGAGCUUCAGCUAGAGGAGGAACUAGCAAACGACAGCUGUCUUAGACCUGUUAGCGGAAAUGGGAAACUUCUGUCUCCAGUGCCUGAGGAUUAUACUGUCAAGGAAGCAGAACUGAAAAUGGGAAGCUUGCUGGGACUGUGUCAUGGGAAAGCUCCAACAUCCACUCAGCUCUUCCUGUAUUUUAUUGUUGGGAGUGACCAAAAUGCAGGCCCUGAGAUGGAGAUAGUUGUGGAAGAGACUGCGUCUGUCAAAGAGUGUCUAAAUUUAAUGCUGGAAAAAGCUGGAUUAUCAGGUGACAACUGGCAUUUGAGAAGGAUGGACUGGUGCUAUGAAGCAGGGGAAGCAUUAAGUCAGGAAAAUGCCACUCUGAAGGAACUUAAUGUUUGCAGAGGAGAUACAUUGGUUGUAACGGAAGGAAAGCUUCCACCAAAGGGUUUCCUGAAAAUACCCAUCUGGUGGUUCAAGCCUUCAAGUCAUAUGAAACAUGGAGAGAAUGCACAAGAGCAAGUGAAUGGGGUGACCUGCAAGAUGCAUGCUUUGCAGGUGUCUCCUGCAGGAGAUUCACCAGAAUCCAUCCACACAGACACGGAUCUUUGUUAUGCUGGCAGUCUAGAGAUAGCAGGAGAAGCUUCUUUGGAAGAUCUGAAGAUGCAGGCUCUGACCUUACCAUGCUGCCAGCAGCAGGUUGUCCCACUGCCCUCGUUUCUCAGAGCAUGGACAGUGGACAGUAAGCGCCCAGGCAAGCUCUUACGGAACAACAGGCAGCAACUCAACCACUAUAAGCUGGGUGCCAGAGUGGAAAUCUGCAUCGAGCCUUUGCAAAAAGAAGAGCAUUUGGGGCCCCAUGAGCUGCUGCUUCGAGUCCAGAUGGGCAUCCCAGGGGAGAGGGACUACUAUGACUCCACGGAUUUGGUGUGGGAUAUCUCCAAAGAAUGCACAGCCUGGGCACUGAGGCAACGAGUGGCUUCUCACUAUUGUCUCCCUGUAGAUAAAAUUGAAAUAGCCAAAUACUUCCCUGACAGAUUUGAGUGGCUGCCAAUAUCGAGCUGGACACAGCAAAUUUCAAAGAGGAAACGGAAGAAAAAACAGGAGAGUUUACAGUCAGCGCCUUAUCACCUGAAAGAUGGAGACAUCAUUGGGGUGAAGAACCUUCUCCUUGAUGACACUAAGGACUUCAGCACAGUGAGAGAUGAUGUUGGAAAAGAGAAACAAAGGCAGCUUGCAUUAGAAAAAAAGAAAAGUCGGCAAGCUGAACGCUUACAGGACCGUGUUUUCUCUGAGGAGAAGCUGAGUAUGAAGCACCGUAAACCAGAAGUGGCUCUUUCUAUCAACGUGGGCGUUUUCAGAUAGCACCAGGAGAUGCUUUGCUGAGCAGACCUUACUACUGAUGUGCUAAAUGGGAAUGGAGUUACCUCAACUGGACCAGCAAGAGGGUCUUUCCCAAAGUGUCUUCAAGAAUCACCAAGACAAACUGGAUAUAGAGUUCAGGAUAACGCUGAUUUUUCUUCUGGUCUCUCUUGGGGAAGUGCUUUAGCAUCCCUUUGUCAGUGUGGUACUUACUCUCAGGCUAGGUGAAUGCACUUGAUCCACAAGAAAACGGAUUAAUAUAUUGUGUAACCUUUUGGUGAUUGUUUUGUAAUCACCCUAAAUACUUUUUUUUUCUGAUCAGAUGCUGAUGUCUUGCACCUUCACUACAGAGUUUGCUGGAUUUUUUAAUGUAGUCAUAAUCAUCUCUUUUGAGAAUUAUUUUUUCAUUUCUGAUCACUGAAGUUUCAAGCAAUACCAGAAUUUGCUUUUGUCUCUUUAUAUAUAAACCUCAGUCUGUAGCAGCUGGAGUCAGAUUCCAGGAGUGAAGGAAAUGUGGAAAUCUCUGGGCCAAGUGUGCUAAAUAGGCUCUAAAUGGGCAAGUUGAGAAUUUGUCAAGCUCUAAAACCUGAAGACCUUUUGUGAUACAGAACAACAGUGCAGUAACCGUAAGGUUUCUAGCGUUAUUUUGUUGUCCAUCAGCUUCAUUAACAACAAAUGGGUGGAAAAAAUGGACAGAUCUGAUGUUUGGCAUUCAGUGUGUUUUAUUGUACUUAGGACAGGGUUUGCAUUUAUUUUCAGUACUCUUCUUCAGAGGACUUUCCCUCAUUUCUUGUCUUUUGAAUUGUUCUAAUACUCUUUGUUACUCUUGAGCUCAUGUUUCUCUUGGUCUCCCGAAGCUGAUUUCCAGUCUCUGUAACAGACGGGGAUCUGCACGACUGACAACUGCCUGAACUCAGUAUCAAAGGUUAUAGAGUAUUGAGCAAAAUGUGUACUGAAUGCUCGGGAGAUUGGAUCUCCAGAUUGAGAACAUGUGUAAGUAGCUGAUGAGAGACCACAUUCUCCUAACCCUGAGGCUGGGAAUCGGGGUUUACUUGAAGCUGAUGUUUCAGCAUCUUUAUCAAAACUUUUCUAACGGUUACAGUACUUAAACUGUACUUCCCCCAUUGCAAGUGUCUCUUUAUAACUUAAUAUCCAGUCAGGUUCAGAAUUUUCUUAGAGCACAGUUAGUACUGACAAAUUAACCCAAACUCUUCACGGAGUUAAUUGUUUAUAAUCAAAUUCUAAACGUGUUUUCAAUGAGAAGGUGAAGGAAGAUAACACGUGAGCAUUUCUGGGCAGCGAUCAGGUGCUGGUGGCACCUCAAGAGCUUGCCUUUCACAGCUGGGAACCCGUGCAAGUGCAUCAUGGUAUCAAGUGAAGUCUGUUCUCAAACGCUGCAGGGCUGUCUUGGACUGCAAUCCUGUUCUGAAAUGAGCAAAGCAAUCGCUCAAAAGUAGCUUUUGAACAUUGCCUUAAGUAUCCUUAAUGAAAGCUGAGAUAAUGAGAGGACAAAGACCAAGUUGCUUUUGGGGUUUCAGUUAAUUCAUGUAUGUGCAGAAGAUUUUGUAGUAGCAGAUGCCAGUACAGCAGACUGCUAAAACGUUGGCUAAUGUGAGAAGAUCUCUCAUUUACCUUUUCUAGGUUAGCAAUAUUCUGGUAUUUGAGAAAGUUUAAAGGCAAAAACUGACACUCAGCUAUAAAAAAAAAAAAAAGGCAAAAGCACCUUAAAGCAUAUGAUCAGUAUUUAUUUCUUUAAAGUUCAGCAGGUGCUUCUGCACUUUCUUUAACUGAUGGAUUCAAGGGAGGGAUAUUUCAGUCUCCUCAGUGUUUUGGCUGUAGGUAGGCUGUACUUGAAUCUUGAAAGCCUAGUUUUACGGAUCCAUUUUCUGACUGAUGUGAGGGCAGCCAAUUGCUUUCCCCAUCUUAUUUUGCGCCUUUGCCUUCUACCAUGUCACAAGUGUUCUUGCAAGCCAGGGCCAACAGGAAUGAUCGCAUGUGCUGGUCACUAAGGUAAGCAAGAAAGGUUUGUGUUUGCAGGUGGUUCUGUUGCAUUGCACUUACUUUGCUGUCACUUGAUUCCUUCCAGUUCUGUGCUGGGCAGCUGUACAGAGCUCAGCCUUCCCACCCACCUUUAAUAACUCUCGUCUCUUCUUGAAAACACAAAGUUUGGAGAAAUUGAAGUACAGAUUCCAAGUGCUAACGUGUGGGUUUUAGUAUGUGCCUUUGUUCACGUGUAAUGUAGCAGCACCUGCACUGAGUCUUGGAUUAUUUCUAAUGCGUAUUUUUUUUUUCUUAGAAUUAUUGUGGUUCAUUCCACAAUGAGACAGUUCACUAAAAAUGGGGCUAGAGAGAGGGAACACCUUUUUAAAAUGGAGUCUUUGUGAUUCCACAGUUUAUGAUGGUUAUAUUCCAAAGCCUGGAAAAGCUUUCACCUUUAUUUUUCAAGUGUUCUUCAGAAAAUAAAAAGUCAUUUCUAUAUGUCUA